Molecule: messenger RNA, 1460 nt
Organism: Eurytemora carolleeae
Lineage: Eukaryota; Metazoa; Arthropoda; Copepoda; Calanoida; Temoridae
Product: charged multivesicular body protein 1a
Exons: 8
Coding region: 158-766 (202 amino acids)
Biological process (GO): endosome transport via multivesicular body sorting pathway; late endosome to vacuole transport; protein transport
Cellular component (GO): multivesicular body; ESCRT III complex
Source: RefSeq, a predicted model, not a curated record
CGCGGUAUGCGAUCACUGUCUGUUGUGUUGGAAUUUUCUUUCUAGUUUUGGAAUUCAAAUCUGUCCGGGUUAAUUCUACUCUCUGUUCUCAUGUUAUUCAAAAAGUUUUAAAUCAACUAUUUACUGUGGACUGUGGUACUGUUACAAUACUGUUAAAAUGUUUGGAUCAAGUCGAGGAAUGGAAGAAACACUUUUCCAAUUAAAAUUUUGCUCAAAACAGUUGGAAAGACUGUCUAAAAAGGCAGAGAAAGAGCAGAAGAAAGAGGAAGGAAUGAUAAAGAAAGCAUUGACUAAAGGAGAUGUUGAGAGGGCCAGGAUAUAUGCAGAAAAUGCCGUCAGGAAGAAGAACGAAAGUUUAAAUUAUCUAAGAAUGUCAAGUAAGGUUGAUGCAACAUCUUCUAGAGUUCAAACUGCCGUAACGAUGAAGGGUGUUGCUAAGAAUAUGGGAUCCGUCGUAAAAUCAUUGGAGAAGGCAAUUAAUUCAAUGGAACUACAGAAAAUUUCAGAGGUGAUGGAUAAGUUUGAACAACAGUUUGAGGAUCUGGAUGUUCAGACCAGUGUUAUGGAGAACGCUAUGGGAACUGCAACAACAACAUCAACACCUGCCAGUCAGGUUGAUGAUCUUAUCAGACAGGUUGCUGAGGAAGCUGGUCUGGAGGUUUCUGCACAGAUGGCAUCGGUUCCAUCGGCUAAUAUUGGAGAGACAGUGGCUGCUUCUACCGUUGACGAUCCUUUAAGCAGAAGAUUAGCAGCUCUUAGAGAAUAAAUCCUGCAACAUCUUCUUUCUUUCCUGCUCUUUUCUACUACCAGAGAAUAAAUCCCGCUAGAGAACAAACCCAUUCCAACAUCUCCUCUUUUUCAUUUCCUGUCCUUUUCUAUUACCAGAAAAUAACUCCUUCCUGCUAGAGAACAAACCCAUUCCAACAUCUCAUCUUCUUCCUUUCCUGUCCUUUUCUACUACCAGAGAAUAAAUCCCUCCUGUUAAGGAACAAAUCCAUUCCAACAUCUCAUUUUCUUCCUUUCCUGCUCUUUUCUACUACCAGAGAAUAAAUCCUGGUAGAGAACAAACCCCUUCCGACAUCUCUUCUUCUUCUUUUCCUGCUCUUUUCUACUACCUGAGAAUAAAUCCCUCCUGUUAAAGAACAAACCCAUUCCAACAUCUUAUCUCCUACUUUGCUGCUCUUUUCUACUACCAGAGAAUAAAUCCCUUCUGCUAGAGAACAAAUUAAUUCCAACAUAUUAUCUCCUUCAUUUCAUGCUCUUUUCUACUACCAGAGAAUAAAUCCUACAGUUCUAUUUUACUUCAAUAGAAUUUACUCUCUCCAUUCCAACCUACCAUCUUCUGUUUUUAACAACCAGAAUAUAGAGUCCUACUCCCUGCAGAGCAAAUAUUCUUCUUUAUGUUUCUACCUAGAGCUUUUAUUAUACUCUACUUCUAGAGAAUAAAUCGAAUCGCCUUG